AUGCGGGUACUUCUCUCUGUCCCACUCUCCGCGUCGACGGCGCAGGCUGCGUUGCAGAAGGGUCUCCUGUCGCAGCACCACAACGUGUUCUUCACAAGCGACCCGCAGGGCUCUCACCUUGGGUCCGGUGCGGGAACGGCGUGGCUGCUGGAGGCGUGCUACCGCGCAGAUCAGAACGACGAAGAGAAUCACAACAACAACAACACGGGCAGUCACGAGACAGCCAGCUUCCUGCGCUGGCUGGCGCGCGAGCCGCGCAUCAUUGUGCACAGUGGUGGCCAGAGCCGCCGCCUGCCGGCAUAUGGGCCGUGCGGCAAAGUGUUGGCGCCUAUCCCUGUGUUUCGCUGGUCUCGCGGCCAGACAUGUGAGCAGACGCUGCUCGACCUCCAGAUGCCGCUCUAUAAAGAGGUGAUGCGGCGCGCCCCGCCACACCUGCGCACACUUGUGUCGUGCGGUGACGUUCUUAUCCUGCGGGGCCAGCCGCUUCCGCCGGUCCCACACGACGCGGACGUGGUCUGCUACGGCAUCCAGAAGGAGACUGACAUGCUGAGGAGGCACGGCGUCUUUUUCAUGAACCGAGAGACGCCGGAGGAACUGGAGGUGAUGCUGCAGAAGCCAUUAUUGCAGGAGAUCAAUGAGUUCUCGGCAAAGCGGCAGUGCGUGAUGGACAUUGGCCUCUGGUUGCUGAGCGACCGCGCGGUGGAGGUGCUGCGCCAGCGUAGCAUGGAAAGGAGCGGCGUGGAUCAGCCGCAGAGUGCGUGUGGCUGGAGGGAGUACGACUUGUACAGUGACUUCGGCGCGGCGCUCGGCCACCGACCCCUGCGUGACGAUCCGCUGGUGCGGCAGCUUCGUGUCAAGGUGGUCACGCUGCAUGAGGCGCGCUUCUUCCACUACGGCACAACGACGGAGCUAAUUGAUUCGACGUUUGUGAUACAGAACACGGUGCGGGAUGACGACAGCCUGCUGCAGGCAAUGGUAUCCUGCCACCCGAGUGUGUUCUGCCAGAACGCCUGCAUCCGCGCCCCCAUUAUCGAGGAUCAGCGGCAGCUGUGGAUUGAGAACAGCGAGGUGUCAGCGGGUUGGUCGCUGCAGCACCAGUCCGUCAUCACCGGCGUGCCGCGUAACGAGUGGAAGCUGCACGUACCGGCCCGCACCUGCGUUGAUGUCGUGCCGGUGCGCCAGGGCGGUGUGCGUGGGUGGGUGGCGCGCCCGUACGGCUUCAACGACGUCUUCCACGGCCUCACCAACGACGAGCACACGGAGUUUCUUGGGUUGCCGCUCACGCAGUGGCUGCAGGAGCGCGGUCUCUCCCUUGACGCCCUCGCAGCGGGGAAGCCGGCGGUGGACAUUCAGUACGCCGCACUGUUCCCGUGGUGUGCGAGUGUGGAGGACCUCGGCCUCGUGCUGCGCUGGAUGAUCGCCGCCAACGUCGCCUGCGACAUGGAGCCGGGCGACGCGGCGCAUGCAAAGCGCAUAUGGGAGGCGAGCACGCGCUACUCUGCGAACGACCUGAACGAUGUGGCGGACGUUGCGGCAGUGCUGGAGUCCCGCGAGGCGUUUCGGCGCGAGGUCCUCCCCGUCAUGGCGGCGCACGCGCACAGGAAUCCAUUCUACCAGCUCGACCUGAACCACACGGCGCAGAAGUACGCCGCUGCACACCUGCCGCUGCCUGAAAGACUCUCCGCUGACGAGGCGCCCAUGAUGCAGCGCAUCCACCACCACAUGUUCUGCGCGCGCGUGCUGCAGUACCUCCUCGCCCUCCUCCCAAAGGAUGCCUGCCCCGCGCGUGGGACUCGGUUGGCGGAGGUGGCGAUGACAACAAGUGAUGAAGCGGAAGGCGGCGGGAACUGCCUGCCGCCGCUGCUGCAGGGCGCCACGAUGACGCCCGAGUUGCUGCUCAGUGUGUAUGGCAUCGCAAGCAAAGAGGAGCUUGUCGCCCGCGCUGGAGAGGAGGAGGCGGCGGCGUUCAUGCUGCUGCAAAAGGCGAUCUUGAAGCACCUCAUCGCCAGUACCGUACGGCCAUCCCCGCGGCUGUCGGUGUACAGCGAUCAAAUCGUGUGGGGCAGAGGCCCGGCGCGCAUUGACCUCUCCGGCGGUUGGACUGACACGCCGCCGUACAGCAUUCUGUGUGGUGGUAACGUUGUCAACAUCGGCAUCAACCUCAAUGGCCAACCGCCGCUGCACGUGUACGUGAAGUCGUCCCCCACACCCAGCAUCACGCUCCGCUCCAUCGACCUUGGCGCGGCGGAGACGCUCUCGACGUACGAAGAGCUGCGGCGCUACGACAUGGUGGGCUCGCCCUUCUCAAUUCCCAAGGCAGCACUCGCGCUGGCCGGGUUUCUCCCGGAGUUCGGCGCGAUGGCGUAUGGCACACUAGAGGAACAGUUACAGACGUCAUUUUGCGGCAAAGGGCUGGAGAUCACGCUGCUCGUUGCGAUCCCGGCGGGGUCUGGGCUCGGCACGAGCUCUCUCGUCGCCGCCACGGUGCUGAGUGCGCUGUCGGACUACUGUGGUCUCGGCUGGGACGCGCACGAGGUGGGCCGCCGCACACUCGCCCUCGAGCAGCUGCUCACGACGGGCGGCGGCUGGCAGGACCAGUACGGUGGCCUCUUCCGCGGCCUCAAGCUGCUUCAGUCGACGCCGGGCUUUUCGCAGAGCCCAACGGCGCGCUGGCUGCCGGAGCACCUGAUGGAGGACGCACGCUACGCGCAGUGCCAUCUGCUGUACUACACCGGCAUAACACGCACUGCAAAGGUGAUUCUCGCAGAUAUUGUGCGAGGGAUGUUCCUCAACAGCGCGUCGCAUCUUGGCGUGUUGGCCGAAAUGCGCCAGCAGGCGCUCGACCUUCACGACGCCAUGGCCCAUGAUGACUUUGAGCGCUACGGCAAACUCAUUGCCGCGGCGUGGGACCAAAACAAACGCCUGGAUGCUGGUACGUGCCCGCCGCCCAUUGCGGAAAUCAUCUCGCGUGUGGAGAAGUACGUGUGGGGCCUGAAGCUUGCCGGCGCGGGUGGCGGCGGCUAUCUUUACAUGGUGGCGAAGGACACUGAGGCGGCGCGUUGCAUUCGGGAGGAACUGACGGAGCAUCCGCCAAACGCCACCGCGCGCUUUGUGGAGAUGAGCGUAUCACACGAGGGCAUUCAGGUGAGCCGCUCAUGA
Messenger RNA from Trypanosoma grayi, 3159 nucleotides. Its product is annotated as putative fucose kinase. Gene Ontology annotation, biological process: GDP-L-fucose salvage. Bases 1 to 3159 code for a protein of 1052 amino acids. Gene Ontology annotation, molecular function: ATP binding; fucokinase activity. The record is from RefSeq and is a predicted model, not a curated record. The transcript has a single exon. Lineage: Eukaryota; Euglenozoa; Kinetoplastea; Trypanosomatida; Trypanosomatidae.